Messenger RNA from Hermetia illucens (black soldier fly), 2398 nucleotides. RefSeq names its product maltase 2-like. The record is from RefSeq and is a predicted model, not a curated record. The transcript is spliced from 11 exons. NCBI's taxonomy places the organism in Eukaryota, Metazoa, Arthropoda, Insecta, Diptera, Stratiomyidae. Gene Ontology annotation, biological process: carbohydrate metabolic process.
CUCCCUCUUCUACUUUCAAUGUUUAUAAAAGUAAGCUCAACUGUAGUUCUCAUCACUGACCACUAAUUGCAUAACAUCCACAUUUAUAACGUUGGGUGGUUGUUUGCUAACAAUCGGAAUCAAAUGAAAAACGCGAGAAACGUUUGUGAAAAAAACUUGCCAAUUCCCAUGCAGAGAUAUAGUCAUCGCACGCACUCAACCAUAAAAUUACGACUAUAUUUAAUUCAUUUGGGACUAGAUUCAUUCUACAAGGGGCAGUCGCUACCAACAUUGCAAGUAUUAAGAAGGUUCUCCGUAGUGAAGGCUUCUACAUUCCUUGCGGAGUUAAGUUAGGUAGCACCUGAAACCAAACAAACUCGAAGCGGAUUUUCUGGGCGAAUGUUCGUUUAUUCCAUUUGGGAAUCACUCUGAGAGUUCGGUGUAAAGUUUCUUAAAGUUCCUAAGACAGUCCGCCAUAAACAUUUAGUGGAGGUGCAGUUAUCUAGAUGAAGCAGAAGCAAUUAGUGAUUAUAUUGUUCCUGUUUACUGUAAAUACAGGAUGGUGUCAGGCACCGAACGGCGGAAAAAAUGAUUUGGACUGGUGGCAGAAAACAAUUUUUUACCAGAUUUACCCACGAUCAUUUAUGGACAGUGAUGGAGACGGCAUCGGUGAUUUGAAAGGAAUAAUCUCAAAGUUGGGGCAUUUGAAGGAAAGUGGAGUUGAUGCAACAUGGCUUAGUCCUAUCUUCAAAUCACCGAUGGUUGAUUUCGGAUAUGAUAUAUCCGAUUUCACGGACAUUCAAGACGAAUAUGGAACAAGGGAAGAUUUUGAAGCAUUAAUCAAAGAAGCAAAUAAAUUAGGAAUAAAAAUUAUCGUCGAUUUUGUUCCAAACCACACAUCCGACGAAUGUGAAUGGUUCAAGAAAUCGGUGAAACGUGAGCCAGGAUACGAGGAUUUUUAUGUAUGGCAUGAUGGGCGAAAGGGUGCAGAUGGAAAGAUUCAUCCACCGAACAAUUGGAUUUCCGUUUUUGAAGGGUCAGCAUGGGAAUGGAAUAAAGAACGUGGCCAGUACUACCUACAUCAGUUUACCGCCGGGCAACCAGAUUUGAAUUUCCGAAACCCCAAAGUCCUAGCGGCCAUGGAUGAUGUGCUACAAUUCUGGUUAUCAAAAGGGGUGGCCGGUUUUCGGGUGGAUGCAAUCUGUCAUUUAUUUGAAGUGGAAGAUCUUCGUGAUGAGCCGGAAAGUGGAAAGCCGAACAAUCAGUCUUAUGAAUUUUUGGAACAUAUUUACACCAAAGACUUGCCGGAAACAUAUGACGUUGUAUAUCAUUGGCGAAAACUCUUGGACAAUUACAAAAAGGAAAAUGGAGGAGAUACACCAGUGAUGCUAACGGAAGCUUAUGCUAAUAUUUCAUCGGUAAUGGAUUACUAUGAAAGCAAAGACGGAGUUCAGGGAGCGCAAGUCCCGUUCAAUUUCUACUUGAUCUCAGAUCUCAAUAUGAAUUCAGAUGCGAGGGACUUCCUUUCUAACAUCCAGCGUUGGAUUUCUUAUAUGCCUGUUACUGGUACCCCUAACUGGGUACUUGGUAACCACGAUAGGCCACGUGUUGCCUCCAGAUUCGGACCAGAACGAGCUGAUGGGCUCAAUCUUCUUCUGCUGACUCUACCUGGAAUUGCUGUUACUUACAAUGGUGAAGAAAUUGGAAUGGUGGACUACAGAGAUAUUACUUAUGAUGAAACCAAAGAUCCUGCAGCGAGGCGUUUCGGAUUUUCAGAAGAUUUUAAGGAAAUAUCACGAGAUCCUGUCAGAACACCAUUUCAAUGGGAUGAUACAAAAAAUGCAGGAUUUUCGACUGCGGAAACUACUUGGCUUCCAGUCCAUCCAAACUAUGAAAAUUUGAAUUUAGCCAAGCAAAAAUCGGCGGAACGUAGCACGUAUAAGCUUUAUCAGCGGCUAGCAAAUUUGCGUCAACACAACACACUUUGAAAGGGCAGUUUCUUUGGUUUGGCUAUAACAAGGGAUGUUCUAGCAUUCAAAAGGGAACUGAAAGGCGAAGAUACUUUUGUGACCGUUAUAAAUUUCGGCAGUCAAGAGCACACAGUGGAUCUGCGGUAUCUUGGUGGAUUACCCGACACUCUAAUUGUUGCAGCUGCAGGUUCAGGAUCAAUUUAUCGUGAAGGGGAUAUUGUAGAGGCGGUUUCCCUGAAACUAUCAUCGCACGAUUCCAUCCUAUUCCGAUGCAUUACUGUGAACAAGAGGGAGGAAACGGCCCAAUUAGUUCGAACUGCUUUAACUGUCCUGAAUGCAUCAAUUGUGCUAAUUAUUGUUUAUAGGUUCUAUCGUGGUAGUUUUAAGCCAAAUUUACUCUAUAAGUCUGUUUAGAAACACUAACUGAAUAUAAUUCUUAUCAUAAAGAU